This is a messenger RNA of Nymphaea colorata (pocket water lily), 1534 nucleotides long. Its product is annotated as probable galacturonosyltransferase-like 1. Bases 201 to 1247 code for a protein of 348 amino acids. The record is from RefSeq and is a predicted model, not a curated record. Gene Ontology annotation, molecular function: glycosyltransferase activity. NCBI's taxonomy places the organism in Eukaryota, Viridiplantae, Streptophyta, Magnoliopsida, Nymphaeales, Nymphaeaceae. The transcript has a single exon. Gene Ontology annotation, cellular component: Golgi apparatus.
CCCCAGAUGAAGCCGUGCGGCAUCGGUGAAUCCCCAGCGCCCUCUCGCCGCCAACUCUCCAUCCUCUCAUUAUUGAAGCGAUUCCGAGAGUGGGGAGGUGCAGGGGAAGGAGAGAAAGGCAGAGCUCAAAAACACGCGGAGAAGAUAGAUAAAAAGAUUACUGUGAGUCAGGGAAGGGAGAGCUUUGGGGAGUGGCGGCGAUGAUAAAGGUCGCCAUAACCGCAUUGGUGGUGCUCUGUCUAUUGGCACAAUACUCUGCCGCCGCUGCUGCUGCUCCUGCCCAUGUGUCAACCAAGUUUAGGGAAGCCUCUCAAUUCUAUAACUCGCCAAGUUGUGCGGUUCUCGGCGGAGGUGGCGGUGAUGUCUGCGACGAUGGGCUGACCCAUAUCGCGAUGACACUGGAUGCAGAGUAUCUUCGUGGUUCCAUGGCUGCUAUCCUUUCUAUCGUCCAGCACUCUGCCUGUCCUGAAAACGUAGCUUUUCAUUUUAUUACCGCCGGUGAUGAGAACGAGGAGGCGGAGCUCCGCCGCGCGAUUACCUCUACGUUCCCCUACCUACGGUUCCGAGUGUACCAUUUCGACGCAGCGGUGGUGGCGGGUCGAAUCUCGGCGUCGAUCCGGCCGGCUCUGGACAGGCCUCUAAACUACGCGAGGAUCUACCUGGCGGGGCUGCUCCCCGCGUGCGUCUCCCGCGUCGUCUACCUCGACUCCGAUCUGGUUCUGGUGGACGACAUCGCCAAGUUGUGGGCGACGCCGCUCGGCGAGAGCUCCGUCCUGGCAGCGCCCGAAUACUGCAACGCCAACUUCACCAAUUACUUCACCCCGGCCUUCUGGUCCAGCCCAACGCUGUCCCUGACGUUCGCCGGCCGCAACGCCUGCUAUUUCAACACGGGAGUGAUGGUGAUCGACCUCCGGCGCUGGCGGGAGGGCGAAUACACGGCGCGGAUCGAGGAGUGGAUGGAGAUGCAGAAGCGUAUGAGGAUCUACGAGCUGGGGUCUCUGCCGCCCUUCCUGCUGGUGUUCGCGGGGCGGAUAGCGCCGGUGGAUCACCGGUGGAACCAGCACGGGCUGGGAGGGGACAACCUCAGGGGUCUGUGCCGGAAUCUACACCCCGGCCGGGUCAGCCUCCUACACUGGAGCGGGAAGGGGAAGCCGUGGGCGCGGCUCGACGCCAACAGGCCGUGCCCACUCGACGCGCUCUGGGCUCCCUACGAUCUCUUCCAAACCCCCUUCGUCUUGGACUCGUAGCCAUGAGCCACCGCUCGGCCGUCUGAGUUGAGGGUACUACUACUACUACUACUUUUUUUUUUUUUUUUUUUUUUCUGGGAAAUUUCUGCUUCUUUUUUUUUUCACAUAUUAACUUUUGAAACUCCAAAAUGAAAGGAAAUAUGGGGGACAAUAAACUUCUGUUUAAUAUGUAAAAAAAUGGAGAGAAGACCUCCGAGCUCAUGCGAGAGGCUUUCAUAUGUGUGUAUAUUCCAUUUUGGCCAUUGUUUACUGCAAGAGAAAGUUCCUGUAUUUUCCUUCCGCUUCUU